UUCACUUCAAGUCGAACGUAUUUGAGCAUCGAAUUGGCGGGACCAUGGUUUGUUAGAUCAUGUGUCAUGACGCUGAUUGGAACCAUGAUUAUACGGUGAUUGGAACAGUCGUAAAUCUGCGUAAAUCGUGGAAUCUGGUAUCAUGUUUGGAUGAAUUUUCUAUUUUUCUGUCUAUUGUUCUCCCGGUUUGAAAUGAAAUGGAUUUAAAUAUGUACUGUCACGCAUUGCCUAAAGUGGGGGAUAAACUGAGGAACUGAUUUACGUAUAAUGUGUAUGUCCUGAAUUUUUUCAUUUUUUCCCUACUCGAAAUUGUAUCGAAAUUUUUUCAUCCUCGAAAUUAAAGAAAGAACUUUGGUGCCGAAUUUCAAAACUAAAAUUUUUGUACUUCAGCACAAAAAGCAGUGUAAAAUCUGACUAAAAAUGAAGAUUACGGGAAGUUUCGAAGAAUUCAAAUUAGCCCACUCUUUGACGAAUUCGCCAAAGGCAAUUUACAUAGCUGCUUGCGAUGUUAUCCAAGAAUUCGCUGAGGAAAAUGUAAUUUAUCUAGAAUUGAGAAGCACCCCUCGAGAAGUUGAGGGAUUAAUGACAAAAGAUGAAUAUACAGAGGCUAUCAUAAAGGCCAUCAAAACAUGCGAGACAAAAUGCAGCAUUAUUGUUAAGUAUUUAGUCUCUGUUGAUCGGCGGCAUGGGCUACAAGUUGCUGAAGAAAAUAUCGAUUUGGCGAUUGAAUUACAAAAAAAAUAUCCAAAGUACGUUGUUGGCCUCGAUUUAAGUGGAGAUCCAACAGAGGGUGAUGUAUUUUUAAACCUAUUAGAAAAGUCGAGAGAUGCUGGCUUAAGAAUUGCAGCCCAUUGUGCAGAGGUACCGAAUGAAGUAGAGAUAAUGGAUAUAUUGAAUUUCAGACCAGAGAGAUUAGGUCAUUGUGUUUGUAUUCAUCCUAGCUUAAAUGGUUCACAUAAACUUUUCCAAAGAUUACUUGAGCUAAAAAUUCCAGUAGAGUUAUGCCUUAGUUCAAAUGUCAAGACAAAAUCUGUUCCAACAUAUUCUCAUCACCAAUUUAAGUAUUUGUAUAAAGUAGGACAUCCAAUAUGCAUAUGUACGGAUGACAAAGGUGUUUUCAGAACAACUUUGUCGAAGGAAUUUGAAUUAGUGGCAUCGCAUUUUGAUCUCAAGAACACUGAUUUGAAAGAGAUUUGUAAAUUAUCAGUGAAAUACUCUUUUGCGACUGACGAGGAGAAAAAAUGUCUGCUGCAAAUAAUUAAAAAUUUCAAUUGAUGUAAUUGAAUAAUUACAUUAACUAAUUGUGUUAAAAUAGCUUAAAGAGUACUAGAGACAAUCUGGAACGAAGAAAAGUCGCCCUUUGAUGUCUGCUUUUCUACGUGGGAGCGUGUGCAGCACUCGCACGUAGUCAGCGUCAUGGAUCAUCAUUUUCUGACUUGGAUGCACUUAUUGUUUACGUGCGAUCUCGCCGACGAUGACAAACGUUAUUUUCUCAAAGACUUCACUUGUACUUUGUCACGGUUCUUUAUUUCUGAAAAACAAUAUUUCAUUAAGGCCAGAAUUUUAUCUAGUAGCAGGGAUUUAUGUACAUUAGGCUGAUAUAAAAAUUCGACAUUUGAAUUGGAGAUCCGACCGGUCAACAUUAAACCGCGCCCCCAGAAUUUUGAAAGUAACAUGGGGUUUUAAAUGGGAAAGUCUCUGCUUUUGAAAAAGUGAUUAUUAUCAACUUUUCGUGAAUUAAGGUUUUGUCACUUCUUAAGGGAUGUUUAAGGAAUAAUUUCCACCCAAUAACUUUUAAUUUAAACUCCCCACCCCCAACCAAACCCCUCGUAUUGCAUCCGGCAAUUGUCACAAAAAAUGCAAAAUGGCAGUUUUAUGUAAAAUGUAUGUUGAAGAUGGUAUUUUUUUAGAAAUUUUAUGAACAUUAAUUUUUUUCGAUAAGUGAUAAGUUUAAAAGUAUUUCUGACUAAUUUUGAAUUGCUUAAACCAUCAUUAUUUGUGCAAUCUUUUCGCCAGUGAAUCGUAAAAAGUUACUAUUUUUUGGUAAUAUCUUUUUGUUUACGAUAUUAUUCUCUGCAGCUAGUGACGCAGCAUGGUUCGCCUGAAUGCAGUCCAAACCGAAAGUCCUUUCAUUCUUGAUUUUUUAAUUGUUUUUAUUUCUGAGACACUUUACUACUAUUUUAAGAAUAAAAAGAUAACAAGCUAGGCUCGUUUUCGUUUUUUUUUAAAUUAAAAUUUUUCUGUAAUUUUAUAUAAACUUCAAUCUAAAGGUGCUUGUGUUGUUAAUUUUUUUAUCGAUUAUAUUUCGAGGACAUUUGACGAUUAAUUUAAGAUAAAAACAAAAAGCUUGCCUCAUUUCCGAAGUACGAUUUUUUUUAAAAUUAAUAUGUUUCGCAAUAUGUGGCAGAACUUUCAAUAAUAAUGUUAACUACUGAAAAAAUAUUUAAAUAAUAUAAUCUAUUUUAUCAUGUUUUUGGCAAUAUUUAAAAUUAAAUCCAUGUUUUAUCGACUAAGCUGAUUGUUUAUUGUUUUUGCAAUAACUGUCAAACUUUUUCUUGUGUCUUGUUGAUUCCAAUUAUUCGCGAUAUCGGUGAAAAUAACGGGAACACACGAUGAAAACAGUGAACAAAUUUGUUUGUUCUUUUUCGAGAAAAUAAAGAACAUGGCGAUAGUAUAUAAUAAAUUGAAAGAGAUUGUUGAAAGUGUGUUGGUAAGAGUAUCAAUUUGCCAGAUUAAAAAAAAAUCGAUGUCGGUAUAUAAAAGAAGUACGAAAGUGACAUCCGACAGCCGGUGUUAUUGUGGGGUUUGUUAGCUGGCAAGUACGCAAAAAAUUCAGAGUUUUGGAAAUGUUGCAAAAAGAGAGAUUUUCUCAAAGCGGCAAGAAAUAUUGAUAGAUAUUUCAAAUAAAAAGGUCUUAGUUAAGUCUUUCAAGUAUGAUUCAUAAAAUAGAAUUCAUCCUGACGUUUUUCUAAGUUCUUAUUAUUAGUCAUCUGAAAAGCGCUGCAACUACCUGUUUUUGCCUAAUAAAAAGAGGAGUGUCACAAAAAUGCAAUUUUAUCCUCUAA
Messenger RNA from Belonocnema kinseyi, 3065 nucleotides. It is a transcript of the gene Ada, whose product is annotated as adenosine deaminase-like protein. NCBI's taxonomy places the organism in Eukaryota, Metazoa, Arthropoda, Insecta, Hymenoptera, Cynipidae. The transcript has 8 exons. Gene Ontology annotation, biological process: inosine biosynthetic process; adenosine catabolic process. The coding region runs from base 421 to 1275 and encodes 284 amino acids. The record is from RefSeq and is a predicted model, not a curated record. Gene Ontology annotation, molecular function: adenosine deaminase activity.